AACAAGAUGAAAUUAUUCUUGCUAGCUGUUUCAACAUUACUUUUACUGAAUCCCAUCAGUGGAUUGGCUACCCAUAGCGACAAAGAAAAAUUCUGUAAUUUUUUGGAAGGCGUUGAGCAUGAUCGUCUUGGGUUGGCAGAUACUUUAACGGACAAAGCCUUGGAAGUCGCAGAAAAAGUUAUUAAGAAAUUAGGAAGAAAUUCAAGUUUUGAGAAAUUCAUUAACGACAAUUUGGUGGAAUUGAGUAUUGCUAUUCCGGAACAAAAGAUUGAGUUUCUUUUGAAGUUCCGUUGUAACUUCAAGAAAAUGAUCCUUUGUAAUCGAAGCUAUAGUGGCAACCCGGAAUUCCGAAAUAUCUACAACUCAUACAAAUCAGAUAGCAAUAAGGAAAUAGCGAAAUUCGAUGAACUACUCACCAGAGAUGCAUAUAAAAUGCUGAUGUUUAUGCGAAGCACUUCAACCUCAACCAAAGAUGAAUUCAAUGACGCUCUCGAAACUUAUCUGAAUCGUAAAGGAGUAAAUGCUCACUGCAUGAUGGAUCGUUUUCUUAAGCUGAAAUCCAAGUACGAAUGCACUUAUCAAAUGACGUACCUCUAAAAUAAGAUUUAUAACCGUAUAUAUUUAACCAGCCUUUCGAAAAUAUUUCACGAAAUAACGUUUAAAUUUGAUCGCUGAUUUUUAAAAUGAUUUUACAUCAAAUAAUCUGUCAAAUUUUUACAUGAUUUAAUUGACUUAUAAACUUGAAAGUUGUUUAAGCAAACUUAAAAGAUUUAAUAAAUCCAAUUUUCCGGCAAUCAA
Drosophila ficusphila is the source of this 798-nucleotide messenger RNA. RefSeq lists its product as uncharacterized. The coding region runs from base 7 to 597 and encodes 196 amino acids. The record is from RefSeq and is a predicted model, not a curated record. The transcript is spliced from 2 exons. Lineage: Eukaryota; Metazoa; Arthropoda; Insecta; Diptera; Drosophilidae.